Messenger RNA from Penicillium waksmanii, 1854 nucleotides. RefSeq lists its product as uncharacterized. The record is from RefSeq and is a predicted model, not a curated record. Gene Ontology annotation, molecular function: DNA-binding transcription factor activity, RNA polymerase II-specific; zinc ion binding. The transcript is spliced from 7 exons. Gene Ontology annotation, biological process: regulation of DNA-templated transcription. The coding region runs from base 1 to 1854 and encodes 617 amino acids. Lineage: Eukaryota; Fungi; Ascomycota; Eurotiomycetes; Eurotiales; Aspergillaceae.
AUGACGAUUCCUAUCCUCAAAACAUCGGCACUCAAUUGCUUUCUCCGCGAGAAACACAAACCAAAAUCUUCGCGAUUUUGCGGGGAUUCUAGUGAUAUCGCGGAGCAGCGCCGAUCCUCCGCGAUUGCGGGGAUUGUCCGAUCCCCCCGGGGCCCCAGGGCGGAGGCCUUGUCUUCGUCCGCGACCUCCCAUGACCUGUUCCAAUCUCCAUUCAACUUCAAAUCUAUCAUGGAAGACCAUCGUCCGAAUAAGCGGAAGCGCUCGGCCCUUGCUUGUGAUGCCUGCCGGGCGCGGAGAACCAAGUGCGACUCUCAGAAGCCGUCCUGCCGUUAUUGUCGAACCCACGAAAUCGACUGCAUCUAUCAAGAGGUUCCAGCAGAGCCUCCUAGUCGAAUCGAAGAGGAAUUAGAUGCCGUGAAGCAGCGCCUUGAUCACAUCGUUAGUUUGAUCCAGCCUGCCCCGGGCCUUUGUAUGGGUGCAUGUGUUGCGGAUCGACAAAAUAAUUCCGAUGCAAUAGUGGUUGAAAAUAAUUCACCAUUCGAUCUAUCGUCUAAGCUGCUGGGCAACUCAUCUACCUUGCACGUUCUUGGAUUGGAUGCAGAUUUCUCCCAGGCUCUCAUUCGGCGAGAACGAGCCAACGGUGGUGAAUUCCAAGGACUUGUUGGUCCACGGAUGCUAAUUGUACCCCAGGCACAGGCUAUAGCAGCACUGGCUGCAUUUUCUGCUCGGGUCCACAUUUGGUACCCCAUCUUUCCUUCCGACUUCACACAAGAGUAUUUUCGGGUCCUUUCUGGAAACUUGUCUCCGUCAUCGAGCUCUUGUCUUGUUCUACUGGUUGCUGCUGUCGGAAAUCUAGCUCAAGAUGGCGGUCAGUGCUCAGAUGCCCCGUAUUUCGAAACAGCUCUCGCCUCGCUGCCCAUCAUCAUCUCUGAGUGCAGUGUUCGCAGCGUACAAUGCUUCAUGCUGAUUAGUCUAUACUACUGUUGCUCGAUGAGACCCUGUCAGGCCCAAGAAUAUUGCCUGAUUGCUUCGUCGAAAAUCCAAAAUAUUGUCACAAGUGAGCUGGAAGGUAGUGAUGUGGAUACUAUCGAACUAACCCGUCGAACUUACUGGGGAGCUUUACUCUUGGAAAAUGAGAUUACGUGCCAAUUGGAUGUUGCGAAGAGCAGUAUAUGGCGUUUGGAUGAACACGUUCCAUUGCCCUCCUGCCAUCACGUAUGGAAGUACAUUCCGGACGACACCCCGCCUGGUGCCACAUCCGACAUAUCGAAUGGGGCUAUAUCAAUCGACCUGGACAAAGGAAAUUCUGGCUCGUUCUUUCUCAGCCGAAAUAGCAAUGCGACGCAUGCUACACCGGUGCAAUACCGCGAACUGGAGCGCCAGCUGGAAGAAUGGUACUCUUACCUGCCUGAAAUCAAUCGUUUCGAUCGAGGAGAUGCUUCCGUCCCACUGGAGCAGACCAAUUUCCUUCGAGUACAGUACUAUUGCUGCAAGCUUUCCAUCUACUGGCCCGCCAUAUUUCAGGUUGUACAAGAUGGAAAAGCUACUCCACUUCUGUUGGAUCAUUGCCAGAUUUUCUUCGAUUCCUAUCUACAAGUGACGCCCAGUAUUCUCGCGGCGUUUCAUGAUUGCGUGGCACAUAGGUGGACAUUAUUCAUAACUAUAUUCACUAACACCGUGGCUGUCAUGUCCGCCGCGAAUACUGCUUGCUUAGAGGAAUUCUUUUCGGAUCAGCUUUAUCAAUCCCUUAGUGUGUCAGGCCAUGCGGAUCCGACAAUACUGCAACGCAGUCCAUCUUUGAUGAUGCUGCAAGGGGUUCUUGAAGAAAGACUGUUGAAAGCAGGACUGUGGUAG